This is a messenger RNA of Octopus bimaculoides (California two-spot octopus), 3428 nucleotides long. Its product is annotated as collagen alpha-6(VI) chain. NCBI's taxonomy places the organism in Eukaryota, Metazoa, Mollusca, Cephalopoda, Octopoda, Octopodidae. The record is from RefSeq and is a predicted model, not a curated record.
GAAAGAAAGAAAGAAAGAUCAAAGCAGACAACUAUGAUUUUGUGCACAUCCCUCUACAGGUUUUCAGUUUCAGAUAUUAAACGUAAUGCGAUGCUAGUGACCACCCCUUUCCGUUGUUACACUGGCUGUUUUGUUAGGGGGUUCAGAUACACCUACUUUCGGAGUGCACUAUCAAGCAGCUUAGUUUAGGGACUUGCCCACCGAAACACCUACCUCUACAGCAUAUAAUAGUAGUGGUCCAGCCGUAUCUCUCACACAUUUCUACUUUCAGCUGUAAGCAGUGGAAUAUGGCAUUCAACACACUGAUUUACCUCGGCAAAAUGCCACACAUGUAGAGGCCAACAGGAAGUAAGAAUGUAUUGGAGAAAACUUCACAGUAAAACAGACGAUAAACAACAGUAAAAUAUGACAAGAGUGGUGCAGAGAGAUAAGUGAAGAUUAAAGAGAAAAUGGUGGAACUGUAACGAAGUUGACACCAAGGAAACAGUUUUACGAACGAGAAAAUAUCCUGGGAAUUAUGUGUUUUUGCCGCUUGUACGGUGCGGUUACAACAGGCUAUAUGAAACAUCAUGUAGUCAUCCUGCAGACGUGGUAUUUUUGUUAGAUUGCUCAGGAAGCCUUAGAAGAGAUGAAUUUUAUGAACAAUUAAAUUUCAUGAGGAAUUUCGUAUCUGAAGCUGAUGUUUCACGAAAUGUCGUCAGAGUUAGUUUAGUGACAUUCUCAACUUAUCCCAGAACGGAAUUCUUUUUAAAAGACUAUCGCACCAAGCGAGAUGUGAUGGCUGCCAUUAGCCGAACACGCUAUCGUGGUGGACGGACUCAUACAUGGACAGCUUUAGAUUAUAUACGUAAAUACUCCUUUUCACCAAAAUUUGGAAGCCGGCCGGGUGUUCCUAAAAUCUUAAUCGUAAUAACUGAUGGAGGCUCUAACGAGAGAUAUAAGACAAUACGGUCUGCAAGAUUGAUGAAAACACGAAAAAUACGAACAUACGCUAUUGGAAUUGGGAAUCAGUUAAAUUAUGAGGAACUGGUAAAUUUAGCCUCAAAGAGUAGUUUCAUAUUUCAUGUUCCGAAUUCCCAUUCAUUGAAAAAGAUCCAAAAUGAUGUUCGAAGAAAUGUAUGUCGCUCAGUCUGUGAUAUUUGGCCUGCCGACAUUGUAUUUCUGUUGGACGAUUCCACCAGUAUAUGGGACAACGAUUAUCAAAAACAACUCACAUUCUUGUCUGAUUUUGUGAAAGAUAUCACUAUUGGUCCAAAGAAAUCACAAAUAAGCGUGGUGACAUUUAGUUCUCGACCAAAGACACAAUUUUGGCUGCGAGACCAUUUGAGUAAAACGGCAGUAUUGAGCGCCAUUAAACAUAUCGAUCGAAUGUAUGGAGACACGUACACAGCCGACGGAUUACGAAUGAUAAGAGAACACAGCUUCUCACCUCGAUACGGCGGUAGAAUUAAAGCUUCACACAUUGUUAUUGUUGUAACAGAUGGCAAAUCAACUAUACCAACAGAAACUGUAAACCAAGCAAAAAAACUACAUGAUACAAAAGCAAUAGUAUUUGCAAUCGGUGUCGGUCGCCGUGUUGACCCAAUAGAACUAAAUAAUAUUGCAAGUGAACGUCAAUUUGUCUUCCAGGUUGACAGCUACGAUGCUCUAACAACGAUUAAAACAAAACUCUCUCAAAAAGUUUGCACACUUUCCAUAACAAGAGUAGGAGAAUGGGAUUAAGAGAAAAUACUUUAAAUUUUAAGUACAAUAAGGUAUUUGAUUUCACACACAAACGUGACAGUUCCAUAAAUUUAGAUAGCUUUCGCAGUUAUUAUGUUUAUAAGAAACCGAAGUGAAACUUGAGUGAAAGUUUUCAAUAUUUGAUACUAAAUUCGUUUAAGGGUUUGAAAAGUCUGAAAAUAUUUAGCACCCAAUUUCACUGAAACGUUUGUCAGAAAUACAAAAAGAGAUUGUCUAGAUGGAGUAGUAACUGAAAAAGUGUUGACAUUCUUUUAAGAGUUUGUAGCAAACUUAUUGAUUAUUUAUUCUCCAACCCCAAAUCCAAAAAAACAUCGCUGAAGUGUAUCUUAUUUUAAAAUACAUUUAAUCACGAUGUGUGAUUUACAUUGAUAAACUAAAAAUGAAUGCUGCAAAAGGUGAAAGUAUUCAAAAGUCAAUACAACUACUAUUACAUUCCGCGAUAUUGCAACAGAAGAACUCAAACAUUAUUUUUCUGUUCUGUUUUUUUUUUCUCUCAUAUUUUCUGGAAAGAAAGUGGUGAAUAUUGAAGAGAUAACAAAUAUACUAUAACACUUCUGUGAUUUAAAUUACCAUUCAUUCGUGACAGGAAGGUAUAUUCAUAAAGUUUUAACAAGGAAUAAGGAAGUUAAUAAUAACUAAUUUAUCAUUGUACUACCAUCACAAUAUCUUACAUAUUAUUGUUAACCUUUUAGUUUUGACUGGAAUUUAGGAUUGUAACAUUAACUAUGGAAUCUGCAGUUGAAUGCCGCAAUGCUUAAAGAAUCUGACAAAAUACUUUCAGGUAGAGGGUAUUCUGUUGUGUUCUUUUACGCUUUGUGUUCGAACUCGCUGAAGUCGGCUUUGCAUUUCAUCCUUCCGAAGUCAAUAAAAUACAUACAAGUCAAGUAUGUUUUUAAUCCAUUGUCCCCUCUCCACAGAAAAUUGUGACUUUGUGCCGCAGUUAAAAAUCAGUACUAAUGAUGGUAAAGAGAAUAUUUUUAAUUGAAAAGUGUUAGCGUAAUCUAAACAGUGUGGAAGUUUUGUAUGGAAAUCUUCGAAUAUUCCUUUUUUUGUUUAGAAUUCGACUGAAUUUUCUUGAGAGAGAAAUAUCAGCACAUUUUCCUAUAAUGAUAAUACCAAUCAAAGGAAAACAAUAAGUGGUUGAAGCUGGAAGAUUCUGUUGCCAACGCUUAAAUUGUGGUUUGGAUGUUUGUUAUCUUUUUCCUGACCGAGGUGACGUUCUUCUGAAAGAAAUCAUUUCACCCAGGUGUCCAAUAUAAAAUGUUCAAAGGAAAAUGAAAGAGAAAAAGAAAGAAAUAUGAACAACAAUGAAAAACGAUUUGUUAAUAUAUGCAGUACAGACGUUAAAAUUCACAAAUUUAUUGUUGAAAUUUAAAAAAAAUAUAUAACCAGAAAUAUUUUAUCAUGAGUUACUUCAGAUCGUUUUUUCAUUAGCAAAUACCUUUUGUCAGCUUCUGGAAAGUUAGUUGGAGAAACGGUGUUUUUUUUCCCCACCAUUUGUGAUAGAUUGAGGACUGAGACGAGGGAUGGUGAAAAGAGACUGAACUAAACAAUACAAAAGUACCAAUAAAAACUUACUAAUUUUACUCCAAAUCCCAUUCAUUUUGUAAAACAAUUUCGAGUAAACUAGUAUUUUCUGUAAUUUAUAUUUGAUACCAAUUUGAUAAUAAAAUGCGAAAAAGAAU